This is a messenger RNA of Schistocerca piceifrons (Central American locust), 1080 nucleotides long. RefSeq lists its product as uncharacterized. NCBI's taxonomy places the organism in Eukaryota, Metazoa, Arthropoda, Insecta, Orthoptera, Acrididae. The transcript has 5 exons. The record is from RefSeq and is a predicted model, not a curated record. Bases 1 to 1080 code for a protein of 359 amino acids.
AUGACACCCGAUCCAGAGUGCAUGGUGGGGGAGGGAGCUGCCAAUCCACCUGGAGGUGGAGAGGGCCGGUGGCAGGCCCGCAGGGAGACAGCAACCAGGGGGCAGGGACAACGACGGACGGCGGCGGUGUCGACGAGCGGUGGCAGGCGCGUUGAUCACUCGUGGGCGCAGCAGGCGGCGGGCGACAGCAUGGACAGCUGCGACGGCGAGGCGGCGCGAGGGCCGCACCCCGGACCCUGGCGCAGGCGGUGGCCCGUGGCAGCUACGGACAGCGGCGGCGGCGGCGAGCGUGACUGCAUCGCGGACCCUCCUCGGCUCGCGUCCGGCGGCGAACUGCGUCACGCUUGUGGCGCGCUAGUGCGCGGCCACGCACAUUCUGCAACGCAGGCGACCGGCUGGAAGAGGGUCGGAGCCAUUAAGGCAGAAGCGGGCCGCUGCAGCGUCGUGCCACCAGCAGAGGACAGUAACAGCCCGGCGGCCCGCUGGGUGCCGUUUCCCGAAGUUGACUCUCUCUGCACUGAAUUCCAGGAUCUCUUCUCCCCCAGCAUCGAGUGCGCCAAGGGGUUUGCAGCGACUCUCCACCUCUGGCCGUCAGCCCACCCUCAAUACUUCCGGGCGAGGCAGGUCCCCGUCGCUGUCCAGCAGCCACUGCGCGACGAAUUGGACCGUUUGCAACAGGAAGAGGCCACUCCGCAGCCUUCUUCCGGCCCCCCGGAUGUGCUCCCUUCCACCCAUGGUCGGCGUGCAGGGGCGCUAGAUCCCAUCCAGCAGCAACAGCCGUCGUCUCCACAGCGGCUGCAGGCUCCACCGGCUCCUCCGCCGGCCCGACCGGCUGCGCCAUCCGCCAUCGUUGACGAUGCCCCCAUGCGCUUGGCACCCCCGCCGUCGAUGUCGCAGCCUAGCCAGCGACGCCCGCACGGUCCUCCUUCUGAGCAGCAUCCCGCGGUCGUCGAUGAAGCUAUGCCCCUGGCGCCGUCGCGGCCGGCUUCCCCGCCUCUUCCGCGACGCAGCUCCGCCCGUCUGGCCCGCCACGCCGCGGCCUACUCUGCGGGGGCGAGUUUUCACCGCCUCCUCCACUAG